This is a messenger RNA of Aspergillus ochraceoroseus IBT 24754, 1503 nucleotides long. RefSeq names its product D-mandelate dehydrogenase-like dehydrogenase. Bases 1 to 1008 code for a protein of 335 amino acids. The transcript has 5 exons. The record is from RefSeq and is a predicted model, not a curated record. Gene Ontology annotation, cellular component: cytosol. Gene Ontology annotation, molecular function: NAD binding; glyoxylate reductase (NADPH) activity; hydroxypyruvate reductase [NAD(P)H] activity. Lineage: Eukaryota; Fungi; Ascomycota; Eurotiomycetes; Eurotiales; Aspergillaceae.
AUGAUAUCUAAGCCAAAGGUUCUCCUGCUCGGCGGAAUUGUCCAUGCCCAUAAAACCUGGGAAUCUCUCGGCGAGAUUGCCGAACUCGUUACUCCAACAGCUACCAACCGCGCCGAGUUUAUCGAAGAAUGCAAGUCCGGUAAACUAGACGGCGUAGUCGUCGCAUACAGAACUUUUGACUCUGCCACCAUCACUGGCUUGAUUGAUGGGGAACUAGUAAACGCACUCCCCAGCUCAAUGCUGUUCCUUGCUCAUUGCGGAGCCGGCUAUGACCAAAUUGACGUCCACGCCUGCACCGCACGCAACCCUCCACUCCGCGUCUCUAAUGUCCCCACCGCCGUCGAUGACGCCACCGCAGAUGUAAACAUGUUCCUGAUCAUUGGUGCCUUGCGUAACUUCAACGCCGGCAUUCUGGGCCUCCGAGAGGGCAACUGGCGCGACCAGCCUGCCCUUGCUCUCGGCCACGACCCCGAGGGCAAAGUCCUCGGAAUCCUGGGUAUGGGUGGAAUUGGCCGUAACCUGAAGAAGAAGGCCGAGGCCUUCGGAAUGAAAGUCAUCUAUCAUAACCGGAGACAGCUGAGUGAGGAGCUUUCCGCGGGGGCGCAGUACGUCACCUUUGAUGAGCUGCUGGCAACGAGCGAUGUGAUUAGUUUGAAUUUGCCAUUGAACAAACAUACCCGUCACAUCAUUGGAAAGCCUGAAUUCGAAAAGAUGAAGACUGGUGUGGUGGUUGUCAACACGGCCCGUGGCGCAGUCAUGGAUGAAGACGCUCUCGUUCAAGCACUCGACAGUGGAAAGGUCUACUCUGCUGGUCUGGAUGUCUACGAGGAAGAACCCAAGGUCCAUCCCGGUCUUAUCCGCAACCCCAACGUAGUGCUGGUUCCACAUAUGGGGACCUGGACUGUCGAGACACAAACCGCCAUGGAAGAGUGGGCCAUUGAGAAUGUACGCUUGGCUGUGGAGACGGGCAAGCUGAAGAGCCCUGUCUUUGAACAGGCAGAUCUAUGAUUUCUACGUUCUAAUGGCGAAUAAAGAAUACGACCUUGGAUUUUACGAUAUAACCGUGUUUGAUAAAAUUUAUUGGAUAUAUAUAAUCGUCUGGGAACGGUGGAUAUGUAUGUACAUAGAUUCGAUUCAUCAACUAUUUUUUUUUUUUUUUAGGUUACCAUCAAGGCAAGACGAGGAGCUACUGUAAAGUAAAAGCAGAAAGAAGGAUGUAAGAAAAUGAAAAUAUGUAAGUAGAAUUGAAACCGAUGUUAAGAUAAAAGGCAGCCGGAACGCCAUCGUACUGCCAUGUCCCAGCUGCAGACAGAACUGAAUUAAAAUGAACUCCUGAGCCAUGAAUAUCUUCCCGCAAAGACAAUCCAAAUAAACGGGGAAGGAUGUGAUAUCGAACAUAGGGUAAAUAGAUUCCACCUGCCGCGCAGGGGAUCAGCAAACACAAGCGGAAAAAGAAAUAGUCUAGUAAUCAAAUCAUCAUCACGAUAGAAGCCUGCCAGCGCG